Molecule: messenger RNA, 999 nt
Organism: Rhinichthys klamathensis goyatoka
Lineage: Eukaryota; Metazoa; Chordata; Actinopteri; Cypriniformes; Leuciscidae
Gene: tnnc1a
Product: troponin C type 1a (slow)
Exons: 6
Coding region: 55-540 (161 amino acids)
Molecular function (GO): calcium ion binding; enzyme regulator activity
Source: RefSeq, a predicted model, not a curated record
CUGCUAUAAAGCUCUGUGUCCUGCACGAGCGCCACUUCAUCUGAUCUCCUCACAAUGAACGAUAUCUACAAAGCAGCGGUAGAGCAGCUCACUGAUGAGCAGAAAAAUGAGUUCCGCGCAGCAUUUGAUAUUUUCAUUCAGGACGCUGAAGAUGGCUGUAUUAGCACUAAGGAGCUCGGAAAGGUAAUGAGGAUGCUGGGCCAGAACCCCACGCCGGAAGAACUCCAGGAGAUGAUUGACGAGGUGGAUGAGGAUGGCAGUGGGACGGUGGACUUUGAGGAGUUUUUGGUCAUGAUGGUGAGAUGCAUGAAAGAUGACAGCAAAGGAAAGUCAGAAGAAGAACUGGCAGAACUCUUCCGUAUGUUUGAUAAGAACACAGACGGGUACAUUGAUCUCGAUGAACUGAAGCUGAUGCUGGAAGGUACAGGUGAAACCAUCACUGAAGAUGACAUUGAGGAACUGAUGAGGGACGGAGACAAAAACAAUGAUGGAAAAAUCGAUUAUGAUGAGUUUCUGGAGUUCAUGAAAGGGGUGGAGUAAAGGAUGAAGGAACAUCUUCCUGGUGUUUCUCCCUGGAUUCUCAAACAAAAGGAUAGUAAAUAUUCACGCUUGAUGAGAGACAAUAUAGACUGACAGAUCCUCUAUUGCUCUAUCUUAUUAAUAUGUCUGUAAUUUUAAGGACAAUAUUUUCAGAAGAUUCAAUUAUUGUGAACACAUGUAAACACAUUUUGAAGUCAAGGCCAAGUUGUGUAGAUUUAAGACUUGGGUUUAAUUUGUCUACUAAUUUAUUAAUUUACUAAAAACAUUUUACCUUCAUGUUUAUUUAGUAAAUCAGUUAUAAUUGGUUACACACUGACCAGACGUGAGUCUAAAUAUGUGCGUGAGGCUAAUUUAAAAAAAUAAAAGUUACACAAAGUGUGUCUAACAUUCUGCUCUAUUCCUCAAAUUAUUUCUCACAUUUAAUUACAUUAAAUUGUAGCUUUUGUAGUUUGUUUUACA